Messenger RNA from Maniola jurtina (meadow brown), 4202 nucleotides. Its product is annotated as monocarboxylate transporter 2. The record is from RefSeq and is a predicted model, not a curated record. Gene Ontology annotation, biological process: transmembrane transport; monocarboxylic acid transport. The transcript has 10 exons. NCBI's taxonomy places the organism in Eukaryota, Metazoa, Arthropoda, Insecta, Lepidoptera, Nymphalidae. Bases 469 to 2484 code for a protein of 671 amino acids. Gene Ontology annotation, molecular function: monocarboxylic acid transmembrane transporter activity.
CAUAAUUAAGACAGUUACUAUUUUGCAAUCGAUACAAGUGCAGUGGUUAGUUUAAUUGUCCUAAGAGAUUAACGAAUAUCGAUAAUUCUUAUUACUUACAGGGGGAUGGUAGGAUUAUUUCCGAUUGUCUGCAGUGUUUUAUUGUCAGAAGAUACAAGUUAUCUCCUAAUGUGAAUCGUCCCAAUUUUUUGGUUAUUCCUUUUAUUGAAUUCAGGUCUCUUCUUAUACGAUAUCGGCAGUUGUUUAUCCCUGAGUUCAAAGAGUUCAAGCACUAUCUCAUUCUCAAGUUAAACGAGCGACGCCAAGAGGGCACAAGAGGGCACGACCAGGGCUCGAAAACAGUUUGAAAUGUUCAAAACAUUGAAACUGUUGCCCGAAUGUUCCACUGAUUGUAUCGAAAAUUGGAAAGUAUAGUUCGAUGCCAAUUAUCUCUUCAAAAAAGGGCAAGCAAAGAAAAUAGUAUAGAAAAUGUCGUUGCCAGAUAGAUUAAGUUGUAUCCCUGACAAAGAUCUGGCGUUUUGCGGAUUUAGCCAAGAGUUUCAUGGCUUCACGAUGGUGCACCGGGUAGCGACGGACGAGCGGCCGUUCGAGACGCCCUCGUCUGACGAGAGCGGCAUGGGGCGCAGCGACUCCCCUAGCGACGACUCGGAGCCAGAAGCAGCACUGGUGGUACCGCCAGAUGGUGGUUGGGGCUGGGUGGUUGUAGCAGCUUCGUUCAUGUGCAAUUUCGUGGUGGACGGCAUCAUAUUCUCCGGAGGAAGCCUGCUUGACCCCAUACAGAAAACAUUUAAUGCUAGCAAAGGUCAAGUGGCACCGGUAAACUCAUUGCUGUCUGGAUUCUACCUUUUAGUUGGUCCCUUCGUUUCGGCCUUAGCGAACAAAUACGGGUUCCGGUUGGUGACCAUAAUCGGCAGUGUUCUGGCGAGCGUCGCGUUCGCUCUCUCGUAUUAUGCGACCAGUGUCGAGUAUCUGUAUCUUGUUUAUGGCAUCGUGGGAGGUAUCGGCUUGUGCAUGAUCUACAUGCCCGCGGUGCUGGUGGUGGGCUUCUACUUCGAGCGCUGGCGCGCGCUCGCCACCGGCCUGGCGCUCUGCGGCUCCGGCGUCGGCACCUUCGUGUUCGCGCCCCUCACCAAGUAUCUGCUGUCCACUUACGAUUGGAACACCACCCUGGUUAUACACGCAGGAUUUAUCCUACUAUGCGUCGUUUUCGGCGCUCUGUUCAGACCAAUCAAACCGGUCAGAGUAACUUUAGCUGAUCAAGUCGAAGAAGAUGACGCGUCUCGCCGCCACGAAGAAGCUGUAGAAAAAUUAAACUCAAUGCUCAAACUUCAUAGUAAACUCGAUUCCGGGAUCUCUAUGCCACCCGAAAUGAGGUUCACGAACAAAGUCAGCCCCCACACGUGGAUGGGAGUCGCGAGCAACACGCGCUACCCCACCGCCGAAGAAGUAUUCCGAGGCAGCAACUCGCAUAUCAGCAGACGAUCCUCCGCAACCGCGGGGACGUUGAAGAACCAUCUCGCAAACAAACCGACGUUCAUUGCCGUCCCGGUUGCGGAGAAGGACGAACAAGAAGACUCUAACAGUAACAUCGACAACGUCGAACCUCUCAUCGCGAGCCCCGUUAAAUUUGUUACGAGAGAUGCGAGAUCACGUCGCUCUCACGUCGAUCUAGUCGCCCGACCGUUUUACCGUGACGAUAUUUUCUUUGGGGGCAGUUUGGCCAGACUUCCGCAAUAUACUUCUCGUACUUCUAUGGGCUACCAUUUGGCCGUGACUCACGUCCCUACACAGGAAGAUGCUCAAGAGGAAACUUCUGGAAAAUGCAAAUUGUGCCCUGAAGCCGUUCAACGCGCUUUAGCUACGAUGUUGGACGUUAGCCUGUUCCGAUCACCGACGUUCGUCAUUCUCGCCGUCAGUGGCUUCUUCACAAUGCUGGGCUUCUUCGUGCCUUAUAUGUACGUGGCGAAAAGAGCAGAAGAUAAUGGCAUGAGUAAAGAGACCAGCGUACUGUUGGUGUCCGCUAUCGGAAUAGCGAAUAUAAUGGGACGUGUCGCCUGCGGGCUGGUGUCGUCGAUGCCGAAAGUGUCUCCACUGUGGUUGAACAACAUUGCCUUAUCUGCCGGAGGAAUCGCUACCAUGCUCAGUGGAUUAUACUUCAGUGAUUUUUAUCAGUUUGGAUACUGCACGAUAUUUGGACUUGCUGUGGCGUGCUUCGCGUCUCUGCGUUCAAUUCUGGUUGUGGAGUACAUUGGAUUAGAGCAGCUCACCAACUGCUUCGGUCUUUUCCUGCUGUUCCAGGGCUUCGGGGCGCUUCUUGGCGGACCCAUCGCUGCCGCCCUUAUGGACUUGACGAAUCAGUACGACAUCUCUUUCUACGUAUCUGGAGGAUUCCUGCUCGUCUCCGCUCUCAUAUGCUACCCUAUCGACUACAUCAGCCGGUGGGAAAAGGCGAGGAACAAACUUGCUGCUUCACCAAAAGUAUGAAGAUUGACAUCCUAGUACUGGCUUCCCACGGUGCGUUAUUCUGCGGAUUAUCACGCACGGCCGACGACCACGGACAAUCACGCACCGCGCACAAAUUACGGACGACGACGACGAUGUGUCUGCGCGGUGCUACCACUGUUCCCAUGGUGCGUCGGUGCGGACUGGUCCGCGUCCGGUAAUAUCACGCACCGUGGGAAGCCGGUAUAGUAAUAUAAUGAUUUCUGUUAAACCCAAUGAUUAUAACGCUAUAUUUAUAUGUAUGUAUUAUAUGUAACGUUCAUAACUAUUACAUGGUAUAUAAAAUCCGUUCUAGCUAAUACAAAAUGCAAUGAGAGUAGAACGCGCUAUCUGCGAGAAGUAAAUUGAGGUAGUUUUAAGUCUUAAAACGCAUAUGUAACGUUCUUUCAUAAGUACAUAUAUAUACAUAAUAAUAUAAUUGGUUAUACCUAAUCGAAGUAAAAACUUUGACUUCAAGGGUUAAACGAGUAGAUUAAAGAUGAAAGAAUCGAGAUUUGAGUGUUGAAAAUAUCGUGCGAAUGUCUUUGUUUUUUUAUUAAUAAGUUUUUAAUAUCCAUGGCCCGUUUUAGGGUGCUAUUGAUGUGUAUUUAAUCAUUUAGUUAAGAUUUUAUAUUUAAUUCCAUCCCAACACUGCCCCAUAACUAUUUCGACAUUUUUUCGAAUUUUGUGUAACUAUAUUUACCUAUAAGUAGUUAAAACUAUAACUCAUUUUAAUUGAGAGUUUGAGUAAAUAAUAUCUAGAUAGAUUCAGGAUGAUAAUAAAAACUUUUUAUACUUAGAUAAUAAUAGACAGUAAUACCUACACUUUUUAUAAAAAAUCCAGUUUUUAUACAACUCCCUACACUAGUGUUGUUAUGUAACGAAAAAAUUGAUUCGUUUAUAAGUCUUACUUACAGACUGUUUUACAUUUGUUAGGUACCCAACAUAAUAAAGUUGAUUCCUUUUAAGAUUGACUUUUAAGAAAAAUAUUUUUAUACAUAUGUAAUUUACAUAUCCUCUGUACUUAAAACAUGACAUACCUACUUGCCAUAUCCAUAAUACGAAUUUGUAAUAUCAAUUUAGGGACCUACGAAUUUGUAAGUUAAACUAAAGUGCCUAUUUAAGUGCCUACCUAUCUAUGUAACUAACUUAACUAUUACCGUCACUCUGUCCGCGUGAAUCAUGUUUAAAAAAAAUCCGUUGGAAUUUCUCGAGACCGUAAUUCCUUGGGACACUUCUACUAGGGUGCUCAAGGAACAUUUACUUCAAAUUAAAAAUCUCAGUCAGUCAGUCAUAUACUGUUUUAUAUUUUCUGUAGAUAGAUAAAUUGAUAAAUGUUAAGGGCAAUUUUUCUAUCUACAGAAAAUAAAAGUGGUAAAUCAUUGAUCUACUUAUAAAUAAUGAAAUAUCAAUACCUACCAAUAUUAUGUACGUUAUAUUAUAAUUUUAUUUAAGCAUUCCUUGCAGUAAAUAUUGGCAAUGCUGCGAAGGAAUACGGUUUAUGCAAAGACUCAUUAGAGUUGGAAUAAUGCAUUUAAAAUAGGAUUAGUAGAUAGUACAAAGACUCGAAAUAUUUAGUAGCACAGCUACCUUAUCCUGUAGGUGAUCGGAAAAUGCUAAGUAGAUCUGAUACCAAUACGUACCUUCGUCUUUUAACUAUUACAGAUUAAAAUUUUCGACUCGAUGCAAAUGGAGGUAGGAGAAAAAAUAUAGCAAUGGUA